Molecule: messenger RNA, 1907 nt
Organism: Galleria mellonella (greater wax moth)
Lineage: Eukaryota; Metazoa; Arthropoda; Insecta; Lepidoptera; Pyralidae
Gene: Muc91C
Product: pro-resilin
Exons: 4
Coding region: 112-1332 (406 amino acids)
Biological process (GO): positive regulation of transcription by RNA polymerase II
Cellular component (GO): RNA polymerase II transcription regulator complex
Molecular function (GO): transcription coactivator activity
Source: RefSeq, a predicted model, not a curated record
GCAGUGCGCGCAUCACACUUGACACAUUGGUCGCAUCCCAGUGCCGCCACUAACCCACACUACCCACACUUAGUGCGCCCCGUGACCUGAAACCAACUGCCGAAUAACAAGAUGAUCCAAAUGAAAGCAAUGCUGGUGCCAGCUCUGCUGCUGCUGUCGUGCAUCGAAGCAUCACCGCCGCGGAGACAUUACAAGCGCGAUGCUCCGCUGAGUUCAUCCUACCUACCGCCCUCGAGCGGCAGCUUCGGCGGUGGCAGGCCGUCAUCAUCGUACGGUGCACCUAGACCAUCGAGCAGCUAUGGCGCCCCCAGCCGGCCCUCGUCUAGCUACGGACCUCCGAAACCUUCCAGCAGCUAUGGAGCCCCGGCGCCCUCUAACAGUUAUGGCGCACCAGCUCCCUCAUCUAGCUACGGAGCACCCGCCCCCUCAAGCUCCUACGGUGCCCCAGCCCCAUCGUCCAGCUAUGGUGCCCCGGCCCCAUCAUCCAGUUACGGUGCACCACCCUCACGUCCAUCCUCAAGCUACGGAGCUCCGAAACCAUCCAGCUCUUAUGGAGCUCCUGCUAGACCGCCAGCGACGAGCUAUGGAGUCCCAACUGGACCCUCUACCUCUUACAAUGCUCCAAGGCCAUCUAGCAGCUACGGUGCUCCAAAACCUUCGAGCUCCUAUGGCGCUCCAGCUCCGUCUAGCUCCUACGGUGCACCUGCGCCAUCCAGCUCGUACGGUGCUCCCGCUCCCGCACCUUCCAGCUCUUACGGUGCCCCCGCCCGCGCACCUUCCAGCUCUUACGGCGCCCCUGCUCCAUCUAGCUCAUACGGCGCUCCUGCUCCAUCAUCGUCAUAUGGCGCCCCAGCACCAUCUUCGUCUUACGGCGCGCCAUCAUCUGGGUCUAGUCACGGCAGCAGUGGGUUCAGUAGCAGCGCAUUCAGUGGAAGCGGUUUUGGAUCAAGCGGUUUCGGCGGCAGUGCUCCGUCUUCAAGCUACGGCGCUCCUUCGGCUCCAUCUAGCAGUUAUGGCGCUCCUUCGGCUCCUUCUAGCAGUUAUGGUGCACCUGCUCCUUCUAGCUCUUAUGGGGCACCGGCAGCAGCGCCAUCUAGCAGCUACGGUGCGCCGAGCGCAGGUAGCUUCUCUAGCGGAUUCUCGUCCAGUGGCUUCUCAUCCGGCGGUUCAGGUGGCUACUCCUCGAGCAGUUCAGGUGGAUACUCUUCCGGUGGAUCCGGGGGAUUCUCAGGCGGCUCCUCCGGCGGAUUCUCGUCUGGUGGUCACGGCUCCAGCGGCGUCCCGGCCACUAUCAGCCAAGGAUACGAUUCAAAUGGAGGGUAUGUAUACUAGAGACAGUAAGACCCUUAGUAUCACGUUAUCGGAUGCAUACGUUAGUCAAUUUGGUAAGCUACUUGGAUAGGCUUUGUAUUGGCGUGAUGGAGUCUUCUGUCACAUAUUACAUAAGCCCAGUGUUCAGGAAUGAAAUUGAUAGUGUCAAUUGUGAUAAGGUUACCGUUUAAUUUGGAUGUAGACCACUGGGUCUAUCCAGAUAUUGUACUGGGUACUAACUCAGUACCAUAUCUGCCAGUCAACAUUGUAACUUCCGACAAUAGUUUGCUACAAGUAAAUGUAACAUUUAGCUCAAUUCAAUAUUCUCAAUUGAUUACGCUGUAUAAACAAACAAUGAAUAUUGUACGGGCGCUGUUCGAGUACGGAUGUUCAGGCCAGCGGGCGCUAGUGUCGACUCUCUAUUUAUUUAUCGCGCGCUAUCAGUAUCACUCAUUAUCGAUCUGUCGCAAGCUUACCACUGUGGUAAGCGAAUGAACGAAAGUAUUAAAUUUAUUUAAUUUUAAUAAUGAAUUGUACAAAAAUUAGUAUGUAAGUACUUAAAAACAUUUUGUAUAAAUUAAAAAAUUUGUAAAUAA